AUGUUGCGCAGGGUGCGCGGGCGGUUUGGUGAUAAGUUGAACCCCGAUGACGCCUUUCUGAGUUUGACAAGAGAGGACAUGCAAACUCUUAAGAACGACUGGCUCACAGAUAAUAUCAUCUCAUUUUGGGAGGAAUAUCUCGAACAUGAAUUCCUUUCACGAUACCAGACCUCCAAUAUCAUCCUUCUCCGCCCCAGCAUGUCAUUCAUGAUCCUCCAAACUCCCGAUCCUCGCACCCUCCGCGAAGCACUCCCGGACUUCAGUCGAGCCACCCAUGUCUUCCUCCCCAUCAACGACUGCCGCAAUGUCUCCCAAGCAGAAGGAGGCACGCACUGGUCCCUCCUGUUGAUCUCGGUCGUCGACCGCAUCGCGUUCCACUACGACUCGCUAUACCAAGGAAACGUCUGGGAGGCAGACACGGUGACCCGCAAAUUCGGAUACCUUCUAAACAUGCCCAUUAGGUUCUUGCAUCUAAACGACUCGCCCCAGCAAGACGGCGGCAGCGACUGCGGCGUAUACGUGUGUAUGAACAUGCGGCAUCUUCUCAUGAAGCGGUUGCUGAUGGCGAGCGCACAUGAGAAGAACAAGCGCCAGUCCUAUGGGAAAGAAAUCGAGGAGUCCUCCGCGCGUUGA
Molecule: messenger RNA, 633 nt
Organism: Penicillium mononematosum
Lineage: Eukaryota; Fungi; Ascomycota; Eurotiomycetes; Eurotiales; Aspergillaceae
Product: Ulp1 protease family protein
Exons: 6
Coding region: 1-633 (210 amino acids)
Biological process (GO): proteolysis
Molecular function (GO): deNEDDylase activity; cysteine-type peptidase activity
Source: RefSeq, a predicted model, not a curated record